ACCAAGACGCGUGCGCGCCUUCCCCCUCUCGCCCCGCGGCGCCCAUCGGCUUCUCAGCGGCUGAGAGGCGACAGUACGCCGGGCCGGCAUCAGUCAAUACGCUCCCGCGGCGCGGUGUGGCUGACUGUGGUGCGUGUGCUCCUAUCCCGCCGCUGUGAGAGACUGACCAGAUUACCCAGGAUAGUGCGCGCAGUGUCGGUAGCGUUGAGUGCUGUGUGUCUGACAGUGGUGCGUCAAGCUUGUGUUUAUGAAGACGCGCGCCGCCUGAGCUCCACCAUGAAGAUAUUGUGGCAGAGUUGCGCGGCUUUGCUGAUAUUAUGCGGCAUAGCUACUGCUGGACCGGCCGACGAAGAGACGUUCUGCCCGUAAUUUACCUAUCUCGGGCAGCCCAGAACCACCACCACCACCUCCACGUAACCAUGACCCCAACAAUUCUUUCAACGACUCAAAGGAGAGCAAUGAGAUCUCCGAGGCAGAGUGUGAUCGAGACCAGUUGGUUAGCCGCAACUACGGAGUUAAUGUCAGGGCCAACGACAAGGACUUGACCACUGAGGAAAUGAGAAAACUCAUUGAGAGAAACGAAGCAGGCCCCUACCAGCACGGCCAAAGCGGACUCGCAAUCUCAGCCUACGAUACUGUGGCAGUGUAACCUAUAAUGUGGCUACAACUACGGAAAGCCUCUACUAGAUGUGCCCUUGUCUCUGUGGGGUGGAACAUACUUCUGCAAAAAUGCUGUGGAUGGCUUGCUUUUGAUUACGUGUCAUAUUGUUAGCAUUAUGUGCUUUAUGAUGACUUGUGAGGUUGAAUAUUCUUCCAUAAAAUUGGUUCAUACUUUUAAAUGUUGUAUUGAAAUGUGGGUGAAUGUGGGCUCUAAAGCCAAGUGAUAAAGAUUAUUUUCUAAUUUUAAUGUUUGUUUGAUCUGUUAAAUAGCAAAAGAAAUUAUAAUAAUGUGUUUAGGAACAAUAGAUAUUCAGUUAUAUUCACUUGAAUGGAAAACAGCUUUUCAGAAGAAGUAUUUUAUUCAACUUAAUUUUUGUUGUUAAUUUGUAAUCGAGUCAGCUUACCAAUGAAUUUUACAUUUCUUGUUAUGAAUUAUUGUGCUUAUAAUGAACUGAUUGAACUAACUAAUGGAGGAAUGUGCCUCAUGUUGUUUCUUUUUGUGUGUGUGAUUUGCAAAUUGUGUUGACUAACUUUCAUUGUUCAUAAUUCUUCAUCACCAAGUUCAUUCACAGCAUUUUAAAUAUUUCAUCUGAAAAUUUCUAUCUUUAACAUAAGCUGAUUCAUCAAGUAAAAACUUUUAUUGGCAUUAUACUAUGCAAAAAAAAUUUCCAUAUAUCUGCAAAGAAGUGAUGUUUAUUACAGCAGUGUCUCUCAAGUUAAUGUAAUGUCUCUAUAUAACAAUAUAUACACAUAUUUCCAGGUCAUUCUGAUCUGUGUUAACUGUCCAGCAUAUUACUUGAAUGUUCCAGUUGUUUAGCCUUCUGUUUUGUGUUUAGUUCACAAAAUGGCUCAACUUCUUGGCAUGUGAUAUUUUAUUGUCUAUUAUAAUGUAUAUGUUUUAAGUGUUGUCAAAGUGAGGAAUAAUGAGGAUAAAAGUAAUGAUGCUAGAUUAUAUCCUUGACUGUACUAUGCAGAUGAGAUAGGGAAAUGGGAGAUUUUUGAAAACAAAUGUGACUGAAGUUUGAAUGCCUUUGUGGACAUUGGUCAUAACUAGUUCUUGUGUUCCAAGUGAGGUUCCUGUUUGUAAUGUAUACAAUGUAAAAAUGCAUUUGCAAACUACAUUGAAUGUAAUGUUACCAAACAAUCAUCUUAAUUAGUAAUUUCCAUCUAAACAUCAGAGAUUUGAAAUCUGUAUAUUCUUAGUCAAGGAUGGUAUUACUGAAAGUAGCAUCCUCUUCCGCAGGAAAUUAUCAUCAUAUUUGAGAUGCAUAGCUUGUAAGUAGGCAGAGGAAUAGCAGGGGACUUGACACCAUGUAUAUUAUUGAGUUUGUGUGAGGAAAGUCCAGCCUAUUGUGCUUAUUAUAAUUAUUACUUUUUUCUUAACAUUUGAGUACCUUUUUAUUUGCAAGAUCGGAAGAAAUAUCACAGUUCAAACUUUGUUUUACUGUAAACAUUUCUUUGUGUAAUUUACUUAUCAAAACCUUUUUGGAAGUAUAUAAUUUUUUUUUUCCCUUCAAAAUUGUAAAUAUUUGUUAUGAAGAUUUAAUUUUCAUUAUGUUUUUAGUAUAUGUAAAGUUCCCAGUGUUAUUUUUCAUGUUAAUUUGCAGUCAAAGAGGCCCUCCCUGCAUUAUUCCUCUAUGGUCGAGUUGUGAUUUUUAAGGAAGCUUCACACUUUGUAUUUCUGAAUGUACCAAUCUAUAUUAUCCUGCUUGUGUGCUGAGUGUGACCUAAAUGUGUUUAUCGUACAUUGUUUACCAAAUUAAAAAAAAAAAACUUGAAUUUGCUUAAAGCUUUCGAACUGUGAAGGGUGUAUUAUAUACCCUGGAUUCUGUGUGAGUCUGGCAAUUAUAACGAAACAUUUCAUACAAUGAUACUACAACUAGUGAAGGAAUGAUGAUACAAAUCUUGCCUAGAUUAAGUAAAUCUGUGAAUGUACUCAUAAUAAGGAGUAUGAACAAUUUUUUUAAAGAAUUUCAAUGUGUAUAGCUUUGCUAAUUAUAUUGCUAGCCAUUCUUUUUUAUUAUUCAUUGUUAGCGCAAGUGUAUAAUAUUGUGUCUUCAACAAAGUCCUAUAAUGUAUUUAGAUUCGUCAUGAUCGUACUUGUAGCAAAAAGCAGUCAGUGUGUUUGUAGUAACUAAGAAACUAAGUUUUGACAAAAUGAAAUUUUACAAAAUGACUACGUAUACAAAUAGCACUCUCAAAAGUCAUUCUGAAAUAUCCAUAGUGUCUAUGCUGUUGUUCCAGUAGCUGAAGAAAUGAUUGCUUUUUCCACAAAAAAAUCCUUCCCCAUUUAUUACCAUAUGAAUUCAUUACAGAAUUACAUGGCUAUAUCUAUUACCAAUCAAUCAUACUGAAACACACAAUUGCAAGAGUGUGUUUAAAAUUUUAAGUCAGUGUUAUAUGACAUGCAUACACACACCUCUUCAUAUCUAUAUAUGUAUAGGUAUAUAGAUAUAUGUAAAACAAUGAAAUUAAUUGGUUUUUACAAAAACCAUUGCUUUUUAUGAUACUCAUAUGAUUACAGUGAUAUUUAUUGUAAUCAUCUUUAUAGUAAAAUAUUUUAGCAACAAAAGUUUCCUUUUUAAAUUUCUAAUUGUUUGUAUUUAUGUGAAUUGUAACAUUUAACAAAUCGACUGAACUUUAUAUGGUGGAAAAAUCUUGCAUUACAGUGAAUUUGUACAGCUGUGUAGUUAAGUUAUAUUUCUUUACUGUUAUUAUUAGGAGAUACUGAUGAUAUUGUUCUGUGAAGAGGGGAUUUUUCAAGAAUAUUGUUUUUGAAUGGUAUUUUAUGUCAUCAUCUGACAGUUUGUUCAUAUUUAGUAAUGCAAGAUAUUCUUUUUGUAUGAAAAAGGAGAAAAUGGAGGAUUUUAAUCUAGCACAUAAAUCCCCAAUUAUUGUGUACCUUUCAUUUGUUUAGUUAGUCUCAGCAUGGUUUCCAGCCAAGUGUGCUCGAUCCUGGUAUUUUGUUCCCUCUGUUCUAGGGGACUAUGUGUGUGAGAUGAGUAUUUGUACCAAAGUUGUAGAAUUAAUGGACUUUUGUGUUAAUAAAGAUUUACAAUCAA
This is a messenger RNA of Gryllus bimaculatus (two-spotted cricket), 3722 nucleotides long. The record is from the annotation of a GenBank genome assembly. NCBI's taxonomy places the organism in Eukaryota, Metazoa, Arthropoda, Insecta, Orthoptera, Gryllidae.